AUGGCCACCGUCUCUUCCUCCCAACCUUCUUCCUGGCCAAACCCCAACCCUAAUCCGGAUUCCGACUCUUCUUUUCCUUCGAACCUCGAUCGCGGAGACGACACCGAAUCUCUCGAAUCCUUCUCCUCCAUGAGUCUCAACUCCGACGAGCCUAAUCGGAAUCCCGAUCGGAUUCCUGAUUCCAACCGCGACGUCAACAUUCAAACCCCAAUUUCUCCAUCUACGCCGAAUUCACCAGUGACGCCUCUUCCGUCUUUGCUCUACCUCUCCUUUAACCAAGACCACGCUUGCUUCGCCGUAGGAACAGAUCGUGGAUUCCGGAUCCUUAAUUGCGAUCCGUUUCGCGAGAUUUUCCGCCGUGAUUUCGAUCGUGGCGGUGGUGUUGCCGUCGUGGAGAUGCUAUUCAGAUGCAAUAUAUUAGCACUUGUUGGUGGUGGACCUGAUCCUCAAUAUCCACCAAAUAAGGUCAUGAUUUGGGACGAUCAUCAGAGCCGAUGUAUCGGAGAACUCUCGUUCAGGUCCGAUGUUCGAUCGGUUAGGCUUAGGAGGGAUCGGAUAAUUGUGGUUCUGGAGCAGAAGAUUUUUGUUUACAAUUUCGCUGACCUUAAGCUGAUGCAUCAGAUUGAGACCAUUGCGAAUCCUAAAGGCUUGUGUGCUGUUUCUCAAGGUGCUGGUUCUAUGGUGUUGGUGUGUCCAGGUUUGCAGAAAGGGCAAGUUCGGAUUGAGCACUAUGCUUCUAAACGGACCAAAUUCAUCAUGGCUCAUGAUUCGAGGAUUGCUUGCUUUGCUCUAACGCAGGAUGGUCAUUUGUUGGCCACGGCUAGCUCUAAGGGUACUCUGGUUCGGGUGUUUAAUACUGUUGAUGGCACCUUGCGGCAAGAGGUUAGGAGGGGUGCAGAUAGAGCGGAGAUAUAUAGUCUGGCCUUCUCAUCAAAUGCUCAGUGGCUAGCUGUCUCAAGUGACAAAGGAACUGUCCAUGUCUUUGGUCUCAAAGUCAACUCCGGGUCUCAAGUGAAAGAAACACCCCGAAUUGCAUCUGAAUCUACUCGCGCUCCCUCAUCCCCAUCUUCGUCUCUGUCAUUAUUCAAAGGAGUGUUGCCAAAGUAUUUCAGCUCAGAGUGGUCGGUGGCGCAGUUCCGUUUGGUGGAAGGAACUCAGUACAUAGUCGCCUUUGGUCAUGAGAAGAACACCGUUGUUAUUCUUGGCAUGGAUGGGAGCUUCUACAGAUGCCAGUUUGAUCCGAUCAACGGUGGAGAAAUGUCUCAGCUUGAGUAUCACAACUGUCUCAAACCGCCUUCCGUUUUCUAG
Arabis nemorensis is the source of this 1308-nucleotide messenger RNA. The record is from the annotation of a GenBank genome assembly. NCBI's taxonomy places the organism in Eukaryota, Viridiplantae, Streptophyta, Magnoliopsida, Brassicales, Brassicaceae.